AUGUUACCCGGGGAGGACGGUGCCCAGCUGCAGUGCUGUGUGACGGUGGAGCAUCUCAACACCUCCGGCCAAGCAACCCGCAGAAAGGUCAUCCGUAAAGCCUCCGUGACUCUGGGACGGAACGAGUUCCAGGAAAUCAUCCUCCGGGUCCACGACGGCAAAGUCCCGCAAAGUUACAAUUUGAAGGACAUUAAACUGUUCACAAAGUUUGUCAGAGAUGGAAAGUGCACCGUCAAACUGAUACCCGAAAACAUCCAGGUGCUCAUUUCCAACUGCCCGCCUGACAGACUAAACCUCUUCCUCAAAACCCUGAGCAUCAAACAUCAGGCCUGGCAAGGAGGCAAACCCAUGACCGACCGAGAGAAGCUCAAAGCCGGUCUGCCCCGCAGCUUCGAGGCCAUCAGCCCCCUGCAGCAAAAAGACAUCCAGAAGGUGAAUGAGCUCAGAUCCAAAGAGCCCCCCAAAGGGCUGACAGAACGGACCAAUAAGAUGAAAGCGUCAGGAGCAGGACAGCAGGUCAAAAGGUCAAGGGGUGACUGUAACUUCAGCCCUGUGAAAUCCAACCCCAGUAAGAAGCCCAUCCUGUCUCUGCCCUCACGUAAACUGAACAAAGAACAGACCGCUGUCCUCAGUGCUGUGCUGAGCGGGAAGAAUGUCUUCUUCACAGGAAGUGCAGGUACUGGAAAGUCCUUUUUACUCAAGAGAAUCAUGGGAUCUCUUCCCCCAAAGAGCACCUUCGCCACAGCCAGCACAGGUGUUGCUGCGUGUCAUAUCGGAGGAACAACACUACACAGUUUUGCUGGUAUCGGCUCCGGCUCUGCCCCAUUGGAGCAGUGUAUCGAACUGGCUCAGAGGCCCGGGGUCCUGCAGCAUUGGACCAGCUGUCGACACCUCAUCAUUGACGAGGUCUCCAUGGUGGAAGCUCAGUUCUUUGACAAGCUCGAGUCUAUAGCCAGGUCGGUGAGAAGGUCUACUGAGCCAUUUGGCGGCAUCCAGCUGAUUGUCUGUGGUGACUUCCUCCAGCUGCCUCCUGUCUCUAAGGGAAAGGAAAAGGCCAGCUUCUGCUUCCAGGCCAGGAGUUGGCGUAAAGUCAUCCAGGUCAACAUGGAGCUUAUGGAAGUGCGGCGCCAAACAGACCAGUCCUUCAUCUCCCUCCUGCAGGCUGUGAGAGUGGGCAGGGUGACGGAGGAAGUCACUGCGAAGCUAAUGGGAAGCGCCUACCAUCACAUCGAGAGGGACGGUAUUCUAGCAACCAGACUGUGCACACACAAGGAUGACGUAGAGCUCACGAACGAGAACAAACUCCAGCAGCUGCCAGGGUCGGUACGGGUAUUCGAGGCCCUUGACAGUGACCCAGCCUUGGUGAAGACUAUAAACGCUCACAGCCCCGUCAGCAGACUGAUCCAACUCAAAGUGGGAGCUCAGGUCAUGUUGACAAAGAACCUGGAUGUUGCUCGCGGUCUGGUGAAUGGAGCACGAGGGGUUGUGGUGGCUUUUGAGUCUGGAAAACCUGGACUCCCACGUGUGCGUUUCCUGUGUGGUGUUACAGAGGUGCUGAAGCAAGAGCGCUGGGUGUUUAAGUCUGGGGGCGGGAUCCACCUGAGUCGACAGCAACUGCCACUCAAACUGGCCUGGGCCAUCUCCAUUCACAAGAGCCAGGGAAUGACAUUGGACUGUGUGGAAAUCUCUCUGGCACGUGUGUUUGAGAGUGGUCAGGCAUACGUAGCCUUGUCUCGGGCUCGAAGUCUGGAGGGUCUGAGGGUCAUGGACUUUGACCCCAGCGUGGUGCGGGCAGACCCAGAUGUUCUACUCUUUUACAGGAAACUGAGGAAGGAGAGGCUGCUCAUGCAGGCCUCCAUGGAUGAGUUUGUUGGCAGCAGAAACAAAGAAAACUCUUGGUGAGAACUGUAAUAAGUCAUCUGCAUGUUAUCAUUUCAUUCCUCUGGCGACAAUCGGCACUUCUGAAAUAUAACUACAACUACAAACAUCGACAUUCACCAUCUACCUCUCAGAUUUAGACACAAUACUUGAAGUCAGAC
Molecule: messenger RNA, 2039 nt
Organism: Scomber scombrus (Atlantic mackerel)
Lineage: Eukaryota; Metazoa; Chordata; Actinopteri; Scombriformes; Scombridae
Gene: pif1
Product: PIF1 5'-to-3' DNA helicase homolog (S. cerevisiae)
Exons: 12
Coding region: 1-1902 (633 amino acids)
Biological process (GO): telomere maintenance; DNA repair
Molecular function (GO): DNA helicase activity
Source: RefSeq, a predicted model, not a curated record